GAUCCCAGAAGCAAGCACAAAUUUAAGAUCCACACGUAUGGCAGCCCGACCUUCUGUGACCAUUGCGGGUCACUGCUGUACGGGCUCCUGCACCAGGGGAUGAAGUGUGACACCUGUGAUAUGAACGUUCAUAAGCAAUGUGUAAUCAACGUCCCAAGCCUCUGCGGCAUGGAUCACACAGAGAAAAGAGGGAGGAUUUAUCUGAAAGCUGAAGUCACCGGUGACAAACUGGAAGUAACAGUGCGAGAAGCAAAAAACCUAAUUCCUAUGGAUCCAAAUGGACUUUCAGAUCCUUACGUUAAACUGAAGCUCAUCCCAGACCCUAAGAAUGAAAGUAAACAAAAAACAAAAACCAUCCGUUCUACUCUGAAUCCAGACUGGAAUGAGGCAUUUACUUUUAAGUUAAAACCUACAGACAAAGACCGGCGGUUAUCUGUAGAGGUCUGGGACUGGGAUCGAACAACCAGAAAUGAUUUCAUGGGAUCUCUUUCCUUUGGGGUGUCAGAGCUGAUGAAAAUGCCAGCCAGCGGAUGGUACAAGCUGCUGAAUCAAGAAGAAGGUGAAUAUUACAAUGUCCCGAUUCCAGAUGCUGAUGACGAUGGAAACGCAGAGCUCCGACAGAAGUUUGAGAAAGCCAAACUUGGGCCAGCUGGUAACAAAGUCAUUACCCCAACAGAAGACAAGAACUCGAGUCUGCCCUCCAACAACCUGGACAGGGUGAAGCUGACGGACUUCAACUUCCUCAUGGUUCUUGGAAAGGGGAGCUUCGGGAAGGUGAUGCUGGCAGACAGGAAGGGGACAGAGGAGCUCUAUGCAGUCAAAAUACUGAAAAAAGAUGUGGUGAUUCAGGAUGAUGAUGUUGAGUGUACAAUGGUUGAAAAACGAGUGCUGGCAUUGCAAGACAAACCACCGUUCCUCACACAGCUUCACUCUUGUUUCCAAACAGUUGACCGCCUGUAUUUUGUUAUGGAGUAUGUGAAUGGUGGGGAUCUCAUGUAUCACAUUCAGCAAGUAGGAAAAUUUAAGGAGCCACAAGCAGUGUUCUAUGCAGCUGAGAUCUCAGUUGGGUUAUUCUUUCUCCACAACAGAGGGAUUAUUUAUAGAGAUCUGAAGUUAGAUAACGUGAUGUUGGAUUCAGAAGGACACAUUAAAAUUGCCGACUUUGGAAUGUGCAAGGAACAUAUGUUAGAUGGAGUAACAACCAGGACCUUCUGUGGCACUCCAGACUACAUUGCACCAGAGAUUAUUGCUUACCAGCCCUAUGGGAAGUCUGUGGAUUGGUGGGCAUACGGCGUGCUGCUCUAUGAGAUGUUGGCUGGCCAGCCUCCAUUUGAUGGAGAAGAUGAAGAUGAACUUUUCCAGUCCAUAAUGGAGCAUAAUGUUUCCUAUCCAAAAUCCCUGUCCAAAGAAGCUGUCUCCAUCUGCAAGGGGCUAAUGACUAAACAUCCUGCAAAACGCCUUGGCUGUGGCCUUGAAGGUGAAAGAGACAUCCGGGAACACGCGUUCUUCAGGAGGAUUGACUGGGAGAAACUGGAAAGCAGAGAGAUUCAGCCCCCUUUCAAACCCAAAGUGUGUGGCAAAGGUGCCGAAAACUUCGAUAAAUUCUUUACGCGAGGACAGCCGGUGUUAACACCUCCGGAUCAGCUGGUCAUUGCCAACAUAGACCAAACAGAUUUUGAAGGGUUUUCUUACGUCAACCCCCAGUUCCUACACCCCCUUUUGCAAAAUGUAGCAUGA
Molecule: messenger RNA, 1737 nt
Organism: Mesitornis unicolor (brown roatelo)
Lineage: Eukaryota; Metazoa; Chordata; Aves; Mesitornithiformes; Mesitornithidae
Product: protein kinase C alpha type
Exons: 14
Biological process (GO): protein phosphorylation
Molecular function (GO): zinc ion binding; ATP binding; diacylglycerol-dependent serine/threonine kinase activity
Source: RefSeq, a predicted model, not a curated record